Molecule: messenger RNA, 894 nt
Organism: Cucumis melo (muskmelon)
Lineage: Eukaryota; Viridiplantae; Streptophyta; Magnoliopsida; Cucurbitales; Cucurbitaceae
Exons: 2
Coding region: 182-649 (155 amino acids)
Source: RefSeq, a predicted model, not a curated record
CUUGAUAUUUAUAAUAAACACGUAUAAUUUUGUUUAAGUGAGCAAAGUAUUGUGAUAAUAAUAGGAAUUAUUAUUUGUCUAAAAACUAAAAUUUAAUGAGGUUGAUUGAUUUAUUUAUGUUUUUGUGAGGAGGUGGGGAAUUUGCAGUGGCAAGAACCAAACUCCGAAAUUGGAAGCAAGAAUGAUAUCUACAACUGCUGCGAGAAUAGGGCGACCUUCUUCUUCACCUUUAUCACUACUCUUGAAACCUCAUACUUCUCGCCCGAUUCUGACUCCAUCUGCUUCAUUUUCCUCUUCUCUUCCCUCUCGCAAACUCAUUCUCUACUCCAAACCCGGAUGCUGUUUGUGCGAUGGCCUCAAAGAGAAACUACACGCCGCCUUUCUCCUCUCCGGCCCCGAUUCUCUUCACGACGUCCACUUACAGGUGAGGGAUAUCACUACUAACCCUGAAUGGGAGAGAGCUUACCAGUAUGAGAUUCCUGUGCUUGCGAAAGUCCGCUCUGAUGGCUCGGAGGUUGGUUCUAUUCAUUCAUUCUUGUUAAUUCUGAUUAGCACCACCCGAUAUUUUGUUUUUGGCGGUUAUUGCUUAUUCGGAAAGGGGGUGUGUCUAUUUCAGAUUUACGGAGCUCUUCUUUGCGCUCCUAUCUAGAAUUGUGCUUAUGGAUUUAUAAAAUGAUCAAUUUCUUGUGCAUUGAUUGUUUUGAAAUCGUUGGCUUGAGUUGUACUGAAUUUUCUUUAUCCAAACUUCUGUGGUACUAUGUCAGUAACCUCUUGUUCUUGCUUGUAACAUUCGAGUUUGAGGUUCCAAUGAGUUGGUCACCUCAGCUUCUGUUCUCACUCAAUUUAUUUUGGAUCCAGUUGGGUCUGUGAUCAAUCUAAUAAGGUUUUUAUCAA